AUGGCGAGCCUGACGGUGCCGCCGGUGCCGACGUGGCCACGGCAGGACGCGAUCGACCUCCACAAGGCGUUCCAAGGGUUCGGGUGCGACAGCACGACGGUGAUAAGCAUCCUGGCGCACCGCGACGCGGCGCAGCGCGCGGCGAUCAGCCAGGAGUACCGCGCCGUGUUCAACCAGGACCUUGCCCGUCGCAUCGCGUCGGAGCUGAGCGGCAACCACAAGCGCGCCAUGCUGCUGUGGGUCCUGGACCCGGCAACGCGCGACGCCACCAUCCUGAAGCAGGCCCUGACGGGCGACGUCACCGACCUGCGAGCCGCCACGGAGGUGGUCUGCUCCCGGGCGCCGUCGCAGCUGCGGGUCGUGCGCCAGGCGUACCGCGCCAGGUUCGGCUGCCACGUCGAGCACGACUUGACCGAGCGGACCUCCGGCGACCACCAGCGGCUCCUGCUCGCGUACCUGGCCGUCCCGCUCGCCGAGGGCGGCCCCGGCGAGGUGGUGGACCCGGCGGCGGUGGCGCUGGACGCGCGCGACCUCUACAGGGCCGGCGAGCGGCGGCUGGGGACGGACGAGCGCGCCUUCAUCCGCGUCUUCAGCGAGCGGAGCUGGGCGCACAUGGCGGCCGUGGCGCGCGCGUACCACCACAUGUACGACCGAUCCCUGGAAAGCGCCGUCAAGAGCGAGACGUCGGGCAACUUUUGCUUCGGCCUCCUCACCGUGCUGCGAUGCGCCGACAGCCCCGCCAGGUACUUCGCCAGGGUGCUGCACAAGGCCAUGAAGGGGCUGGGCACCUCGGACUCGGCGCUCAUCCGGGUCGUCGUCAGCAGGGCCGAGAUCGACAUGCAGUUCAUCAAGGCGGAGUACCACCGGAUGUACAAGCGAUCGCUCGCCGACGCCAUCCACGCCGAGACGUCCGGCCACUACCGCACCUUCCUCCUCUCCCUCGUCGGCCGCGACCGCACCUACUGA
Miscanthus lutarioriparius is the source of this 966-nucleotide messenger RNA. NCBI's taxonomy places the organism in Eukaryota, Viridiplantae, Streptophyta, Magnoliopsida, Poales, Poaceae. The record is from the annotation of a GenBank genome assembly.